Molecule: messenger RNA, 936 nt
Organism: Parastagonospora nodorum SN15
Lineage: Eukaryota; Fungi; Ascomycota; Dothideomycetes; Pleosporales; Phaeosphaeriaceae
Exons: 2
Coding region: 1-936 (311 amino acids)
Source: RefSeq, a predicted model, not a curated record
AUGGCGCUCAAGAAAGUAUUGCUUGACAAUUUCAGGCUCCCUGGCCAUGCCGAUGCGGUUCUUCAUCUGGACGGCGCGCCCCUUUGCGUUGCUGAUAUCGAAGCGUUUGACAAAAAUACCGACAGCAGCGAGCUGACUGCUGCCAUUGGCAUAGCUACCGUACUGCACAAUUGGUGUCCAGACGCGCUGGCUGCAUUUCUGGAUCUAGAUGCCUGGUUUUCUUUCACAUGGUCUCUCGCCAUACAACAAGGCGAAGCAGAUGAGACGAACAUUGAAAUUGGCAGAAUCGGCAAUCAGCUAACGUUCGGUACGCUCGACAAGGACGGCGACAACUGGACGCUCAUGCUCACUUACAACAUCUCUUUAGAAGGUCCUGAUCGAGGGGCGUGGGUACCAAACCCUAAGGAAAGCAUGAAGGGCGAUGAUGACAUUACAGACCCCAAUGAAAUCGACAAGCUGAGUCGUGCCUUUGCGAGAGACAUUAUACUAGAGAAGAGGUGGAAUACUGGGAAGAAGCUACGACACAAAUUCCACAUCGAGUACGCGCCAAUGGACGUUUGGGGCGAUGGCAUACCAAUGAAUCCACAUUGGCUCUACAAGUCGCUGAACCUAUCUGAGUGCACCGUGUGCGGCAAAGAAGCAAGUCUAGGCUCACCACUCCAGCGAUGCGGUCGAUGCGGCACGGCGACAUACUGCUCGAGCGAAUGCCAGCGCAAUGAUUGGGCAGUGCACAAGCAUAUAUGCAGCCUGGGUUUGGAAGAUCGAGGCCAAAUGCUCGCGAUCACGGAAAAGGGGGGUCUGAUCAACUGGGAUCCCGAUCGAACAUACGCCUCAGCAGACAGCAAAGAAGAGUCGAAGAAUUCUAAUUUCGCGGAGCCACAACUUAAGCGUUGCAAGCAUUCCACAGGAAACUUCGUCAAAAAAGAGGCAGAAUGA